AUGAGCACCUUUGAACCUGUUGUUGUGAUUGACGGAAAGGGACACCUCCUCGGUCGACUCGCCUCCACCGUUGCCAAGCAGAUCCUCGACGGCCAGAACAUUGUCGUUGUGCGAUGCGAGGCUCUUAACAUCUCCCAGGAGUUUUUCCGAUCCAAGCUCAAGUACGCCGCUUACCUGCGAAAGGCCACCCGAUUCAACCGAACUCACGGUCCUUUCCAUUUCCGAGCCCCCUCUCGAAUCUUCUACAAGGCCGUUCGAGGUAUGAUCCCCCACAAGACCGCCCGAGGUAAGGCUGCUCUGGAGCGACUCAAGGUCUUCGAGGGUAUCCCUCCCCCUUACGACAAGAAGAAGCGAAUGGUGGUCCCCCAGGCCCUGCGAGUUCUGCGACUCAAGCCCGGCCGAAAGUACUGCACCGUUGGCCGAGUCUCCCACGAGUUUGGCUGGAAGUACCAGGACGUUGUCGCCAACCUCGAGGAGAAGCGAAAGGUCAAGUCUGCCGCCUACUACGCCAAGAAGUCCGCUCUGUCCAAGAAGACCAAGGCUGCCCAUGCCCAGAUUGCUGACUCCGAGGCCGCCAAGGCUCUCGCCGCUCUUGGUUACUAA
Messenger RNA from Yarrowia lipolytica CLIB122, 603 nucleotides. Its product is annotated as 60S ribosomal protein uL13. The record is from RefSeq and is a predicted model, not a curated record. Gene Ontology annotation, cellular component: ribosome; cytosolic large ribosomal subunit. Gene Ontology annotation, biological process: translation; negative regulation of translation. Gene Ontology annotation, molecular function: structural constituent of ribosome; mRNA binding. Lineage: Eukaryota; Fungi; Ascomycota; Dipodascomycetes; Dipodascales.